CCCGGCGGGGGUGGGGGCUGCCUAUUGUAUUUCACAGGUGCUACCAACUGAGCACUACCAGGUGCUCAGCCCGGCCCUGAGCACCCGAGAAAAGACGCGGGCGCAACAUUUUGGAAGACGCAGCGUCUAUUUAUGAGCUCCCUGCUGGUCCUCUGAGCCCCAUUCUGACUUCAUUUUUCUGCAGGAAGGGGAUGACACUGAAAGUUUUUGACGCGUGUGCCCUUGCCACCCACAUCAAGUGAUUUACUUCUGACACCACUGGAUUUUUGUCUGCAGUUGGAGCCUUCUUUAUCCUCCCUACAGUCCUCUUUCUCUUCAUCAACAAGAAGCUCUGCUGUGAACAGAGAGGUGGGCUCCCAUGCCUGGAACAACAAGGGAGAAGAAAUAACUGCAAAGAGAAGCCCAGAGCUCGUGAAGGCCUUGCUCCCUGACUUGUAAGUGACAUGCUGGCAAAGCUGAACAAGUGAUCUCCAGACACUGGCAUAGUGUUAAACAUGGCUUCUGAGGCUGCUCAGAAUUUCCUCCAGCCACUGUCUUCUUGGAUGUCUCAAAUAUACGAAGCGAUCCAGCAAGCAGGAGACUCCAUAUCUGCCUCACUGCUGAAUCUGAGUGGAGUGGGUCGUAAGCCAGAAGAAGAGAGGACCCAGGACUUGGAGAAUAAUGGAGGCAUUUAUGAGGAUUAUUCUGAGGACUCAGACCUGGACCUUUGGGACGAGGACUAUUUCUAUCCAAGAGAAGACUGUUACAUUGGAGGCCCCGGUCUUGCUUCACAAAACCUCCCUCAUGGCUCUGACACGGGUCCACAGAAGCAAAAACGGGUUAAAAAUAGCAGCACCUUGCCAGAGCAGUGCAUUGAAAGCAACAGGUCCUUGACAACUAAUGGAUCCUACUGGAUGGGUGAAGAUCUCCAGCUUCUUGAUCGGCUUCCGCCCAUCGCUGAGGAAGAAGGUGAGCCCUCUUUGAGGAUGGGAGGUGAUGAGCACAGCCUCAGCUUGGGUGGCUCCUUUAACAGUGCUAAUGGCACGGCUCGCUGUGCAGAUCUGGAUGGACUAAGCCAACUGAGUUACCAAGACAACCUCUCCUGUCGUGAAGAUGACCACGUAUCUGUUGAUUCAAGAACAACAACCAAGACUAAGGGCACUGGGCAGCACAAAGGGCCCGGGAUGGAGCCCAGAAUUGGGGAUGGUGUCAGCCAGUCUCACAGGGAAGGACAUCUGGAAAUGGAGACAGCAUUUGCCAACCAGGGAUUGGAAGUAAAUGAUGCUACUGACAGCUCAUCGGCUUGGAGCCCUGAGGAGCACAACGAAGUGAAGAGUUUACAAGCCCAUCAUGGUGCCCAUGAGCCCAUCUGCAAAUGUGGUGACCUGGAUGUCCUCUUCACCUACAAACCCUCAAGUCAAAAGCUAAUAGCCACUGUCCUGGGGGCCAGGGACAUCCCAGACAAGGACCGCAGUGGUGUGAACACCUGGCAGGUGCAUGCUGUCCUGAUGCCGGGCAAGAAGCAGAGGGGCAAGACAAGUGUGCAGAGAGGACCCAUCCCCAUCUUCCAGGACAAAAUCACCUUCAGCAAGCUGGAACCACAGGAGCUGAGCAGCCACGCUGUUCGCUUCCGCCUCUACGCCGUGCACAGGAUGGUUGGGGAGAAGAUGAUGGGGGAGAAGUUGUUCCACCUGAGCGGCAUCAGCCAGGAAGGGGAAGUGAAGGUGACACUGCUCUUGGAGCCAAGGAGUAACCUCAGUAGUUCAGAUUCUCAGCUGAGUCUGUCAGCAAUCUCUCACAGUGAUAGCGCUUCCUCAACACAGUCCCUGUCGCAUGGAGGGGUGCCAGAGCUGCUUGUGGGACUGUCAUACAAUGCCACUACAGGGAGGCUGUCAGUGGAGAUGAUCAAAGGCAGCCACUUCCGAAACCUUGCAAUUAAUAGGCCACCUGAUACCUACGGGAAGCUCUGCCUGCGCAACUCCGUGGGUCAGGAGAUGUCUCGCUGCAAGACCUCCAUCCGCCGGGGACAGCCCAACCCUGUCUACAAGGAGACUUUCAUCUUCCAGGUCGCCCUCUUCCAGCUCUCUGAUGUCACCCUGCUGAUCUCCAUCUACAACCGGCGCAGCAUGAAGCGCAAGGAGAUGGUGGGCUGGAUCUCCAUGGGCCAGAGCAGCAGUGGGGAGGAGGAGCAGAGCCACUGGCAAGAGAUGAAGGAGUCACAGGGGACACAGGUCUGCAGGUGGCACACGCUGCUGGAGUCCUAGUGUGGGCAGGGCAGCCUGCAGGUCCUGGCACAAGGUGCUCUCUCCCUGUGUUCUCUGCCAUGGGAAAUGGAUUUGUAGCGAAUUCUCGAAGUUUCAUAUGGGGGGGGGAGCGAUUUUGUUGGAUUAUUCCUUUUUCUGACCCAGAGAUGGGGCAACUGAGAGGUGUUUUAAAAACUUUUAUUCCAUUUUCAGUCUCAUGUGAAGGGUGAGACAGUGCAGAUGUUAUAAUUGACGCCAUCUCGAUCAGAAGGCAACUGUUUCCUAAUUACAAUACAUUAUAAACUUUUCUUGGCCUAUCAGCUUUUGCCACACAAUGCUGUUAAUGCCUUAAAGCCAAUCAUCUAAAAUUACCCCUCGUAGUGGGUCCUACUACAAUGCAUCUUUCAUAGUUCCAUUUCUCCAAAGUAUCUAGUCUAUUUGGAGGCCAUCUUUUGAAACUUGUUGCUAGUCCCAUUUCUCUCUCAACGGUGUCUGUCCUAUUCCACGGCAUUUCUAAGUCAGCAUUUUUUACCUCAAGGUUUGCAUACAGAUGCAUACUAUGUGAGCAUUCUGUCAGGCUUGGAGAAUUCUCUACAAAUCCAUUUCCCACACUCUGCCAGCAGAAAACAACUCUGGCAGAGCAUGCAGCUUUGACCUGCUUGCUCGGUGUCAGCAGCCAUGGGUAUCAAAGGUGGCAAGGCCUGGGAAGAGAGUUUAAUUCUUGCCUUUCCAGCUUGCCCUGCGUUUUCCACAUCCAGAUAAUUAACCCUAGUGAGAAACAGUGGGAAUACCUGCAAAAUCCUUUCCUUGGUCAUUGUCUUGCUCAUUUUUUCAUAGGUUUAAUCACCACAGACUGAUUCUGAUGUGAUACUGUUUUCUUCUGGUGUAACCUCUCUCUUCCCUCUCUCCCCUUAUUUAUAUUAAUGAAGUCUGCAAAUAUUCUUGCCACGCAGAUAGCUCACAGAAAAGCUAACCUGCAUGCAGAUCACAUCCUCUCCCUUUUAUUAUCGUGUUUCUAAGUCCUAGAAAUAAGCAUUUGAUACCACUGUAGACUGGAUGAUAUAUUUUUCAGGCAGCAUGAGAAAGCACUCUUGAAUCCUCUGUCAACUUUUAAGUGCCUAGACAUUACUACAGAUCUCCUGUACUAACAGUUGAUAUAAGGACUAAAUAUUACUGGUAUUUUUAAUUAGACACCCUGUGCACUUGUUAGACUGCAUUGACAUAGGUUUGCACAAGAGAUAACAAGCAUCAGUUUUAUAUUGCAUUAUACAAUGCAUGUUUAGAUGUUUACUUGAAGUUAUGGCUUCUGUCACCACAAAUACCAAAAAAAGACCAGAACAAACUGCACAGACACCUUUGUGCCUGAAUCACUCCUUUCUGCAUCAUUUUGCCCGUGUGUUAAUGUGAUUUUUAGAAGUGAGGUUCAUUCAGAAAAGCAUUUCUGUGAGCAUUACAGGAGAGGGCUUCAGAUCCAUGUUUUUUCUGUGAUUCAGCAAAGCACUACUCAGUUUGCUGAGGGCUCUCCCUCAAAUCUCCUGUGCUGUCCUGAAAUACCUCCUUGGCAUGUGGAAGGGGACAGGUUUUGGCAUGCUGAGCAGUAGAGCAUGCCAGACCAUGUCACCUAACCUUGGGAAGGAGCACCCUUGCGGGCCAGGAAUAAGAUCCAGAGGGGCUGCUGGCUCUGCUGAACUGGCACUGGAGAAAAGAAUCGUGCUUCCUGCCUCCAACUGAAAGCAAUGCAAGGAGCAGCCUUGCUGGAUGGGGUGAUGACACUGUCACGUGGUUACUUUUCAGACUGCAUUGUCCUUUUCCAUUUUAAUCUCUUUUCCUGUCUCUGUAAGCUGAAGUCAUGGAGAUGAUGGAUAGAGGAUGUGUCUCAGUCUGCUGCUUGGCUAAGUGGUUGUUGUUGCAGUGCUGUGUAUGACACAAAGGAGGAUGUUCAUCCUCAGUGGAAUGCAGGCAGUGAGGUGCUGAGAUCUCAAAUGCUAUCAGCUGCCCAAUCUCCCAUUCCCCACACUCUCUAGGAGAGGGCUGUCUUUUCUCCAUUCCUGAUGAUGACAGCAAGACACAGGAAAUAUUUUGCUGAAGAGGUUUGUGUGUACUGAAUCACUUCAUGGUUUGGUUUUGCCAUUUACGGAGACCUGGCACCAAAUUCUGCCCCCUCCUGCACCACAGCCACUUCCUUUGCUUCAACGGUGCUGUGCAAAUCGAACUAAUGCAAACUUUGGCACUGGCUGUUUGACCAAAAUUGGUCCUUGGUGCUGGUUUUUGUCACAUCCAGGCUGGACAGGCCCUGAGGGCACUGCUGUGACACUCACAGGUUAUCACUGGGUGUCACAGAGAGGCUCUGUUGGUGCUCAGGAGGCAGACAGAAUAAUCUGCUCAGAGAAGCACUUCUGGUACAGGUGAUACAAGUUAUUCUACAGACCACGCUCUUAUAUCUUCUUAUCACCUGUCUGAGCAUCAUUUUUCCAGGGAGACUGGUGGUUAUCCUAUGCAGGAGGGUUCUCCUCCACUGUCUAGAUAAGCUGACACAUCUGCUUUGCACUACUGGGGCUUUGUAACACAAAACAGGUUGCAAACCAAAUGCAGCUCAUCCAACAAAUACAUUCUUGACUGCACUGCUAAAGCUGCUGUAUCACCAAUGCAAGAAAAAGUGAACAUCUGAGUGGUAACCAGCAGCAGAGAAUUUUAUUCAUAGUAGACUUUUCUCCUGAGGAAAAAUAAAAAAGUAGUGGAAACAGCCCAAUUCAAAAGGCACAUUUGCUGAUUCCGGUUGUUUUCCAGUCUCUCCAUCUUUUUUUUUUUUUUUUUUUUUUUUUGUCCUGAGCUGCAUAAAACGUAUAUGCAAAUGUUUAUAACAAAUUUUAUUACCUGGAAUGUGUGUGUGUAAUAAAACUUACUGAGAUUCU
This is a messenger RNA of Hirundo rustica (Barn swallow), 5134 nucleotides long. RefSeq names its product synaptotagmin 16 (gene SYT16). NCBI's taxonomy places the organism in Eukaryota, Metazoa, Chordata, Aves, Passeriformes, Hirundinidae. The record is from RefSeq and is a predicted model, not a curated record. The transcript is spliced from 9 exons. The coding region runs from base 495 to 2243 and encodes 582 amino acids.